Molecule: messenger RNA, 917 nt
Organism: Schistocerca americana (American grasshopper)
Lineage: Eukaryota; Metazoa; Arthropoda; Insecta; Orthoptera; Acrididae
Exons: 4
Coding region: 15-839 (274 amino acids)
Source: RefSeq, a predicted model, not a curated record
GUGUAAACUCGCAUAUGCAAAUCCCAGUGAAAACAGUGGCGGAAAACGAUUCGUGCGGUAAAUCUGUAAGCAAAUAUAAGUGGAAAACUGUGACGUAUAAGAAAAAAGAUAAAUGUGAAAGAAAUCCAGCAAAACAGAUCGACAAAAGUGAUUUCUUUGUUAUCGGCGAUUCCAUGUUAAAAAAUGUAGUGGUUCCGAACUGUAAAGUCGAUGUUCGCCCUGGAAUCCGACCACAGCAGAUUGUGAAACAUUUCAACAACAUUAGGAACACGGAAAAAUCCAACCAAAACAACAAUGAUUCCAACACAAAUUUUAAAGGCGUGAUAAUUCACGUAGGGACAAACUCUAUUAGAAGCAGCAGACAAGAAGAAAUCAUAAAUGAUAUUCGUAAUGUAAUUCGGUCAGCCAAAGGUUUGUUUACAAGCUCCAGAAUUGUUAUCAACGGAAUUCUACAAAGAAGAUCGAUGACUGCGGCUGGCACUCAGGACGGCAUCCAUCAGAAACACCUACCUAUACUAUUGGAGGCAGCACUAAGAAGGCAUCAUGGAGAAUCUGUUGCCGCUGCAAUUGAAUUCCUGUUUGACAACCCAAAGGUUCUGCUUUCCCGAUACAUUGACAAGAAGACAAUCAGGAAGCUGCUCACAGAUAUCAUCAGUACAACUUGUGACCAACACCUACUUGAUAAAGCAAGCUUGCUGGCAACCUCAAUGGGGAACCAAAGAUUGGCAUCAGCAACAUCGUCAAGGCAUACUACCUUAGCGCAUUGUCAUACCUUGCGGCAUGCUGCCUCUCGUUGGUUACGGCAUUGGAUACAACAGCGACAGCAUAAUUCUAUUUGAAGAAUGUGGCAUACACCUUGCUAUACAAAUCUUAAAUGAUGUACAGUAUAAAAGGAGCUGAGUGCUUCAUGUCUUCAA